Thamnophis sirtalis is the source of this 2362-nucleotide messenger RNA. The record is from RefSeq and is a predicted model, not a curated record. NCBI's taxonomy places the organism in Eukaryota, Metazoa, Chordata, Lepidosauria, Squamata, Natricidae.
UGGCGGGGCAAGAGCCCGGUUAAGCAAGCUGAGCAGACGGCUAGUUCAAGGCGCCAAAAGCUUUCUCUAAGCUCUCUCCUAAACGCGCCCUGGGCGCCUCAACCAACCCAGCCCAAUCCUUCCUUCCUUUUCCUUCCUUCCUUCCUGCCCUGCUUUUACUGCGCAGACCCAAGCUACGGAUGCCGUUCCCCGGCGGCUUAUGGUGGCUGCUGUGCUGCAGGCAAGGUUUCACCUUGCUGCGACGUGACUACUGUGAGGCAAGCAAGGGGGUGGCCGGAGAGGAAGAAGUUGAAGAAUCCUUUGAAUUACGCAUGCAAGGCGAUGAGGACUCUACCUUGCAAGUGAACCUCACUCAACCCAGUCGUGCUAGCAGUUGCUCUGAAAGGUCUUUGCCGGUGACUGAAGAGACACACAGUCUUAUCUCAGAGAACUGUGGAAGGAUGCAACAUGAACCUGAUGCUAUUGUGAAAGGUUGGCUGCAGAGAGAGGUCCGAGGAGGUAUUAAAACUCCCUGGCUGCGUCCUCGCAAAUACUGGUUUGUGUUGACAGAGGAUUCUCUGGACUACUACAGCGGGUGUGAUGUGAAUGCCCAACGCCUUGGAUCCCUUGUUCUCACCAGCCUCUGCUCUGUGCUCUGGCCUGACAAGCAAACCUAUAAGGAAACAGGCUACUGGGCAGUGACAGUUUUUGGCAGAAAGCACUGCUACCGACUGUAUACAGAACACUUAAAUGAAGCUGUACACUGGGUUUGUGCUUUGCAGAAGGUUAUCAUCAGCAAGGCCCCUUUGCAAACCCCCACACAGCUCCUCAUGCGUGACAUUGAGGAGAACCACAACAGCCCAGAAAUCUUGGAUCAAAUUUAUCGCAAUAAUCCCAUCCUAUGUUAUACAGCUGGCCCAAUUUAUGCACCUCUUCUGCCCUUCCCUUAUGCAGCUCAGGGUGGCCAAGGCUAUGCAGGACUUCGUGAUGAAGCCGUCAAACUUUUCCAUUCACUACAACAGCUUGAAGAAUUGCGAGAUCCAAUCCUUCUCAUGCAGGGGGUGCUGCAAACUUGCCAUGACCUUCCAGCCCUGGUGGAUGAAAUAUUCUGUCAACUGGUGAAACAGACAACAGAGCCCCCUAAUCCAGGGGCACCCAAAGAUUUGCGCUAUUGGCAGCUGCUUGUGUGCAUGAGCUACACGUUUAUACCUUCUGUGCCUAUACUCUGCUAUUUGCAUCUGCAUCUGCAGCGGGUGGAGAAAAUGUUUCCAAGAUCACCGGUGACCCACUAUGGACAUUUAAUCACACAAGCCCUGCACAAAAGCAAAGGGCAGGAGUGUGUGCCCUCCUUGGAUGAGAUUGCGACACUAAUAGGAAGCCAGGAAAUCCCACAGUCCACGCAUUGUUCUGGCACUACUACCUGUUAUGUGACCAUCACAUCUAAUGCUACAGCCCAGAAGCAUGUUUGACACAUGACGUUUGCAGCAUUGAGUACUUUCCUAUUGGACAUUACUAGGCCUUUUGUCAUUCCCCCCCUUUGUCACCUUAUCCCAGGUGACUCAAGAACUGAUGUUGCAUUUGGGUGUGACCUGAAUCCCCAACUUACUUAUUUUCCACAUGGAGAACUGGCAGCAUAAGCAACCCUGUUCAAAGAAUGUAUUAAAUAGUUUUAUCAGGUAUGGAAAAAAAAUUCCCAUUAAAAAUAUGUGUGUCAGUUAUAGCUAAAUUGAAAAAAGGGAUCAAGGGUUGAUUGUGUUUAUAAACUUGAUUGGAAAAAAAAAGAGCAAAAGCUAGAGCCUAUCUGGCUGCAGCAACCAUUAUGCCAUCAGACUGGCUUAUAUGAGGGACCACCUAUUCCCAAUUACAUCCACCAAUCCCAUAAGAUUCUUCAGAAGAGGUGUGAUCUGGGUCCCAUACAUAAGGGAUCCAGGAAGGGAAGCUUUUUACAGUUUGGUUGCAGAUCUUGUGUAGGUUUUUAUUUAUCAUUUUUAUAUUGUAUUUUGUUUUUAAGAAUUAUUGGGCAACAGAUAAUGUAUUGAGAGAUAGUUGUAUAAAAUAGAUGAAGGAAUACAUAAAUAAGAGUAGCAAUAGCACGUAGACUUAUAUAGCGCUUCACAGUGUUUUACAGACCUCUCUAAGUGGUUUACAGAGUCAGCAUAUUACCCCCAACAAUCUGCAACCAACCAUUUUACCUUCCUCGGAAGCAGAGAUGGGUUGCUCUUGGUUUGGCCUGGAUCGGGCAAACUGGUAGUGGCAGUGUUGGGAGGCUCCGCCCGAACACUUCUGUGCAUGCGAAGAAGCGUUGCGCAUGUGCAAGAGCAAACCGGUAGUAAAAAAAAUGGAAACCCACCACUACUCGAAAGGAUGGAAAGCUGAAUCAACC